AUGUCUUUCACUGCUGCCUUUCCCGAAAUUGGAAACAGUGGGCGUUUCGUCUUUGAGGUGAGCAGCAUCCUAGCUGGCGGAAAGUCAGGCGGUGGAGACUUUACGAACCACAAGGGCUCCGCGAUGCUUUCCCUCUCUUCAGCCGACGCCAUCUGCAACGAGCUGGACGGCGGCGAUGGCGCCAGCAGUGGCGGC
Molecule: messenger RNA, 195 nt
Organism: Dibothriocephalus latus
Lineage: Eukaryota; Metazoa; Platyhelminthes; Cestoda; Diphyllobothriidea; Diphyllobothriidae
Source: the annotation of a GenBank genome assembly